AUGUUCCACUACCGCAGAGACGAGUGCAUGUUCUGCGCCACGAUGUUCAAAGACGACCUUCUGGCCAUGAUGCACCUGUCCGACCACAUAGAGAAGCUGAAGAGGAGCAAAGAGUCGGCCGCUCAAGUAAACUCUGUCCCUAAGACCAAAAAUGUCUCAACAAUUAAGACCUCUUCCAAAGCCAAGACCACUCACAUGUCUUCUGAGCACCGAAGUAGUGAGAGACAAAGGAGAUCCAACAACUCUUCUCAAUCAAUAAGCCUUUCAGAUUCAACCCCAUCCAGAUCCAGAGAGUUGAGAUCCAAUGACAAGUCAGUGGACGGUCAAUCGUUACAUGGAACGAAACUAAACGCUUCAAAGCACCUUAAUGUUAAACCCCCUGUUCAGAAGAUAAAUGGGCAUAUUGGCCAAAAGAAAGAGCUCAAUAGACCGAAGAGGGACGCAGGAGCUAAGCAGGAGACUUCUCAAGAAAGAACAAAUGAUAAAGCAGAGAGGUUGCAAGAAAACCAAGACGCCAUGAAAGAAAGUAGGGAACCCGCCGAAGAGAAAGCUUUGGAGCAACAAGAGAGACUUUGCUGUCCGGUGAAUGGGUGCUUUUGGUUUACAGACCUGUCAAAAAAUCGUGUCGCGCUCCUUUACCACGCUCUCGAAGAUCACAAAGGCGAGGAGAAACCUUUACACCUGGCCUUCCGUGUAGGAAACGGCAAAUGUAGCAGCUGCAUGAGGGUCAUGUGGAGUUUCGAACAUUUUCAGCACCACGUGGAAAGACACCGGCUCGCUCCUCGGCAUCCUUGCCUCCAUCAGGGGUGUGCAGCCAGGUUCAAAACUGGGAUAGAAAUGCGACGCCACACCAGGAAGCACAGUCCACUGCAGGCAGUGUGCUGCCUCCCUGGCUGCUCGCAACUAUUUAUCUGUCUCUGGGCUCUGAACCUUCACGAGAGAGAGCACUAUGCUUCCAAAUCCACUAAAGCAGACAAGAACACCGACGAGCCAACAGUAGACGGACACAAUAACACUCUGCAGGAGGAGAAACAACAGAAUCAUAAGGCAAACACUGCUGCCAAUAAAUCUGUGAGUGUAAAGGCUGCUCGAAAAUUAAGGAGAGAAGCCACACAUGACCCGUCAACAGAAAAACCUGCUGAGUCUGUUCAGGAAGACGAGUUGAAAGACAGAAAGGAGACGCACGUUUUGAAGAAUCUCUCUAAUAAGGACACUUCCACACAGCCCGCUGGCCCUAAUCUCAGAUUAAGGCACAUUUUGAGAACUAACACAACCAAAAAUCACAGAGAGUUAAAACACAACAACAAAGUAAGGCACAAGUUCAAGAAGAAGCAGGUCAAAGUUGACACAAAAGGUCCGAAAAGAAGAGGGCGUCCUCCGAAGGCAAAGGUGGCUGUGCGUGAUGAAAACACAACUGAUGUUCCAAAAAGUGAACCUGUGGUAGAAACAACUAAAGCAGAGAAGAUCUCAGAAGUGAGCAACGAGUCAAAAGAAGAAGAAAAGAGUUUGCACAUCCAAGAUGAAGUAAAAACCACAGAAGAACUCAUCAACAAAUCAAAGAUAAAUAAGCAGGAUCACGUUAAACAAAAGAUCUCUAUAGCUAACUCAGUAAUCAGCACCACCUCCACAGACAGAGUGAGGAAUAAAGCAAAGAAACGCUGCGCUACUACAGGAAGCGGUAGUCAAACUGCUCCUUCAGACUCGAAGAAGCUCAAGGUAACGGAAACAAAAGCCAAUGCGAAGAUUGUCAAGAAGAAAAGUCCUGUCAAAGAACCAACGUCUGCCUCCAAAAGUCCUGCCACGUCGACCUCCUCUAACUCUGUGCCUGCUAACCGUCUGAAUCCGAUCGCUGCACCACCCACCACCUCAGGAGAGCAAACGAAGACAGUGGGCAAGCUAAGGAAACCGCACAGGAAAGAAAAGACUGCUUCCUCAGACACAAAGAAGGACACAAUUUGUAAAAAAGUUGAUAAGAAAACACCCAAGGGAUGCAAAGAUGCGAGCAAAACACCUGCGUUAAAGAAGUCCAAAUCUGCACAGAAACAGGCUAAAGCAGCAGCAGCAGAUGUGGGAGAAAAGGCUAAAGAAGAAGAGAAAACACAGAAGGGAACAACAGGGGAAAACUCCAUUGAAUCCAACACAGCAAAUGGGAAGCUCAAAAACGUACAAGAGGAAGGCGACGCAGGGAUCGUCAAGAAAACAUGCCAAGAUCUGAGUUGUGCAUCAGCAUCCAAGGAGCCUGUAAACACUGAGGAUAAGGGGGUGAAAGCAGAGGCAGUGGAGAGCCUUGUAAAGGAAGAGGAAACGCAGAAAUGUGUCAAACAGGAAAUUCUCACAGGGUACGGUAGGGGGCCCUAUGUGCGUCCCCCACCUACUGCAUACCUGGACGAGAAGUACAUCACCAUGCCGAAGCGUAGGAAGGAGCUGCUGUUCUCUCAGUCGUCUCGGAAGAGCCCCCCCCUUCUGCAGACCUGCUCCGCAGCACUUCCGCAGAGACAACGCUGCGCCAACUGCUUCGCUACGUUCAACAGCGCAGAGGAUCUGCAGAGUCACCUCCAGCUGAACAAGUGCUCCAACCUCUUCGGAUUCGACUCCGACGACGAGGGCAACCUUUUUUAACCUUUUUUUAAAGAAAUGAAUUUGAGGAAUAACAAAGAUGAAGACACGCAUGGAUCAGACCUCUCCGGAUGGCGUACUCCCAGAUGUUGGCAAGGAGUCGUGCAUCUGGAAAACCCUGAAGGGUGACCCUGAAUUUCCCUGCAGCAUGUGCCUGUAACACAAGGCCCGGGAGCGGCCACGGGACAACCGCUCAACAACAGACGACUGAACUGCACGCCAGUCAGACCGUUGGCAGUACAGCGAAGUGCCUGCUCUGGAUCCGCCGUGCUGUUUCCAGCUGCUUCCUGGAGAUUAAUGUGGCUUAAAAAGACUUCUGAAAGCUGUGAAACAAAAACUUAGGUCGAGGCUGCUCCUGCUAUCAUCACAAUUCAUAUUUUUCACAAGCCAUAUGUUUGCUUUUUGCACUGGUCUCAUAAGAUUUCCUUCUGCUUAAAAAGAUCUUUUCUUUAACAUCCUAUAAUUAACUAUAUGUUUUUUCACCUUUGAACAUUUGUUAGAUUGCUGUAUCUUCUGGAGAAUGUGUUAUUGUUUUUUUUAAACACUUCACACAUGGGAUGAAGUCUCAGCUUGUCUUUCACAUGAGUAACCGCUAGGGGGCAGUGUGCACCCAUCUCAGCAUCAUGCGGAGAUUCUUGCGAAAUACAACAUGUUAUUAUUAUUAUGUAUUAUUAUUAGUAUGUGCAACUGAAGGAUUUUGUAUACAAAGCUGCUCCUCGGUUUUUAUCACUGGACUUCCUGUCAUAUCCAUCAAGCUAUAUUUUUUAGCAAUAACAACAAAAUGUGCCAGUGUCUCUCUAAUAUUUUUCAGAUCAUUUCCUGUGUUUUAUUCGCUGUGAGUGGAGCAGCAUAAAUGUUGGUUCAUAUUAUAUUUUCUCACUUAGCCAUUUUAUCUUUACUGACACGAGCAAGAAAAUCCUUAACAAACCACAGUUUUUCAUGAGCUUCAGCAGGAAGUUAUAUUUAUUUAAGUUUUAUUUUCUAUCUUUUGUAAAUAUUUGGAGAGUUUCAAUGGCUUAUUAUAUAAGGGGGUAUUGGAUCUGGGUUUAUAUUUUUGUUCUUCAGGUAAAAAAAAUAAAACUUAUUUCAAAUGGCA
Messenger RNA from Eleginops maclovinus (Patagonian blennie), 3712 nucleotides. RefSeq names its product zinc finger protein 654-like. Gene Ontology annotation, cellular component: nucleus. Gene Ontology annotation, biological process: regulation of transcription by RNA polymerase II. The record is from RefSeq and is a predicted model, not a curated record. Gene Ontology annotation, molecular function: DNA binding; DNA-binding transcription factor activity, RNA polymerase II-specific. The transcript has 2 exons. Lineage: Eukaryota; Metazoa; Chordata; Actinopteri; Perciformes; Eleginopidae. The coding region runs from base 1 to 2619 and encodes 872 amino acids.